UUUCUCUUCCUUGUUUGGGUUUCUGCUACCGAUUCACCAUCUCAUGUAACCUUGCUCCUUCAAAACGCACCCGUAUCGGUCGAUUCUAAUUUACACUGUUUGUGCGUACCACCUGUUCGAUGAAAUGCCACCCACAUUUAUCUACUGAGUUUUUUUUUUUUUUUUUUUUAAUUGGGUGGCUACAACUAUGGUGGGUUUAGUUUUUGGUUUGUCUACUAGUUUCUUUCUGAGCUGCCCAUAGGGUUCAUAUGGUCUGUGUUCUUCAGGGAAGGGGGAGGGGCGUUCAGAUGUCUUUGUUUAUUGGCAAUCUAUCAGCUCGCACCCGCGGAGAUAAUCUUCAGCGUGUCUUUAGGAAGUUUGGACAAUGUAUGUUAAAUCUGAAAGAUCGCUAUGGGUUUGUAGUAUAUGAUUUCCCGCAAGAUGCUGAGAAUGCUUUAAGAGCACUACAGGGUAGGAAUGUCUGUGGGGAGCCUUUAAUACUAACAUGGUCAAAAAAGCAGCCUAUACCUUUCCAGGGACAUCAAAGAGUUGUUAGAUCCUACGCGUUACAUGGGAGGCAUUCUGCCAGGAGGAGAGGUUUUGCUAGUAGAAGAAUGAGUUCAAAUGACUGGAGAGAUUACAGAUCGGAUAUAAAUCAACCAGAUACUGAUGGUGAAAAGCUUGGUUCUGUGUAUAUGCUCAAUGGAGGCAGAGGUGACCCUAACAAGUAUGCUAAUGAUGAUGGUAGAGAACAUCAUGAUUUGACGGAAGGUCUGCCGGUUGAUGGUGUUGCCAAACUGGUGGACACUGCCAAUCAGAUUGAUAAUGAGGUGGAAUUUGACAGAUAUGAACCUUCCCAAAGUCAUGAAGGGGAAGAUGAACAUGAAAACUGUCAGAUGGCAUAUUCUGGUUGUGGUUCUGUUCCACAAAGACCUCAAGAGAAUGCAAGGACAGUGAAGAUCAGUGACACUACUUUGAACCGUUUUAAUGAUUUAAAGUCGCAGAAUGGUUGCUUCAGCUGUGGGGAUUUGGGACACAAGAUCCGUGACUGUCCCAGAAAAUACUCAUCCGGAAGAAAGCCUAAAAGGUUUGACCAUAGGCAGCAUGAUGCCAUUGGUAAAAUUAGUAGUGGUGAAGCUGAACUAGAAAGGUUUGGAUCCAUCUCAUUGGAGAAGCUGCGGUUGAAUAAGGAUAGUGCUUCUGGGCACAGGAAGAGUAUGAGGGCAAGUGAUUCAGGAAAGAGUAAGGCAACUGACAGGACCCAAAUGAAGGAUCGUGGAGGAAAGAAGAGAAGUAGAUGGGAAGGCGAAUCUCCAAAAAGGCAUAGUCCUAAGAAAGCAAGGUCAGUUUUAUCACCACCUCAUUCUGAUUACCCUGCAUCCAAGUCUUGUGCAGCUUCUCAAUCAUCAGAGUCUGUGUCAAGGUGUAGUAGUUCCAGAGCUGGGUCACAAUCAGUAUUUAUGAGGGCACAGUCCUUGUCAUCUGACUCAAGAUCCAGCUCAAAAUUGAUAAGGUCCAAGUCUAGGUCAAGGUCAAGCUCCUUUACUUCAUCGUCUGAAUCACUAAGCCGAUCAUCAUAUAAGGCACAUGUAGAUCUUAAAUGCCCUGUGUAUAAAACUAAAACUCCCAAAUCCAAGGAGAUUCUGCUUGAGAAGAGACAGCCAAUAGGAGGUGAUGCCCAGAGGGUUCAAAAUCCAGGUUCUGAUGCUGCUGGGUGUUCGUCUGCACAGGGUUCAAAAGAGAAGGUUGAUCCAGAAAAUUCUGGUGGACUGGUUGUGGGGGAAGCUCAUUUGAAGGAGCCAGCUUCAGAAAUGCACGUCAAUUAUUGCAAUGGCAAUUCAACAUGCAUAUCCUCAGAGGAAAUGUGCAUGGUUUUGAAGCACCAUGGCAUGGAACUUCCGGAAGAAAGUGAAAGGCAUUUACCGAUAGAGGAGUAUCUUGGUUCUGCUCGCCUUUGGCCAUGGGAGAUCAUCUAUUACAGGAGGCUGAAAAAAGGCCUCGUUUCGGUUGAGAACUAUGCCAGGCGAGUUUCUCAGAACCAAGAGUUUGGCAUCAUUGAUAAGUACGUCCGAAGUAGUAGUGGAUGGGGAGAAAUAGAUGAGGAAAACCCUUGAAAGGUAAACCAUUAAAGUGCCAAGUUAUUUUUGUUAACGUAGGUAGUACUUGACAGUUCUCUAUCUUGAACUUCACAAGCUGCAACUGAAGUGGAUUUCUCAUGAAGUUUUGAACAGGUAAUUUUGAUGAAUAUAUUCUCUAUUGUAAUUAAUUAAUUUAGUCCCCGACAAUGAAUUGCAGUGACCUUAUGACGUGAUAUCUUUCCUCAAUCAUUUGUAUGAUGCUGGUGGAUGGCAAAUUUUCUGUAAUACAGGUUUUGGAAGGGGAUGAUAACAAAUUUGGAAUUUCAUUCUUCCUGAUCUAAUGUGGCUUUCUCUAUUA
Molecule: messenger RNA, 2415 nt
Organism: Rosa rugosa (rugosa rose)
Lineage: Eukaryota; Viridiplantae; Streptophyta; Magnoliopsida; Rosales; Rosaceae
Exons: 2
Coding region: 249-2093 (614 amino acids)
Molecular function (GO): zinc ion binding; RNA binding
Source: RefSeq, a predicted model, not a curated record